AAGCUACAGUAUGCGGAAUGGUGCCAAGUUUGGCGCAGGACGGAAUGGCGCCAGGAUCAUGAAAUAAACAGAACGAAGGAGAAAAAAAGCCACAUCGUAUUAGGUGCUGAUUCUAUUACGAAGUAUGUAUGGACUACCAGCUCUCAGAUCGUCGCACGGCAUCUGUUGUACUCAUACGUACCACAGCACUUGAACGGGUAACGUCUGGGAUGCUCCGGAUAUUACCAAUGUCUAUCUGCUCCAUACCGCAACGGCCAGCGGCUGAGUGGGUAGCAUUCGCUAGUCAUAGUGCACGAUACUGGUGCUAUCAAACUACUAGCUGCUAUUGCUACCUCACACCUACUGCUGCUAGAUACUGCGCAGCUUGGCUUCGUGUUGCUGCCCUUCAUUCCUCGGACAUGGCCGCUCCAACGGCUCACGCGGAUGCUUUCAAGGCACCCUCCUCCGGAGCUGUCCUUUGUCACAGCAGCCGCCGUGCCUCGAACAGGCAGAGAGGCUGGAAAAAGAGGCCGCGGAUGAAAACCACCAUCUUCGAGGUUGGCGGCGUAGGACUCAGUUGGGAACAUGGACACAGUCAACUUUUCUCUUCCCCCCCUUGUUGAUGCAGUAUGUACGGCGCCCAGACUACUUCGUGCGCCUAACCGACAUCUACCUGAGGAGGCGCACUUGGAUCAUGAUGCCUAUUGGCCAUCGUCAGCCAUAACGAGGCGGCAGUACGGUGAUCACCCUCUCAGAUCUGCCUCGAUAGGGCGACUCUAUC
Molecule: messenger RNA, 760 nt
Organism: Trichoderma asperellum CBS 433.97
Lineage: Eukaryota; Fungi; Ascomycota; Sordariomycetes; Hypocreales; Hypocreaceae
Source: RefSeq, a predicted model, not a curated record